AUGGGCAAUGUGCCACUUCUUAAUAGGCCUAUAUACAAAAGACACCGUGCAGAGUAUGAAAAAAACAGAAUGGGUGUCAUUACUUUCUCCGAGGAAUACACUUACUCUAUCCCUCCAGCAAGGCUGUUCAAGGCCUCGGUUCUUGACUCUCACUACCUGUUUCCCAAGCUCUUGCCACAAGCUUUCAAAAGCAUUGAAAUUCUCCAAGGCAAUGGAGGAACUGGAAGCAUCAAGCAAAUCAACCUUGCAGAAGGAAAGAAUGUCAGUUAUUUAAAGUAUAAGAUUGAUGAGCUUAAUGAGGAGACAUACACCUACAAUUACACAUUGAUUGAAGGUGAUGCCUUGUCUGCAAAUCUUGAGAAAAUCAGUUACGAAGUGAAAUUUGAAACAUCACCCAGUGGCGGUACAGUUGCCAAGAUGACAAACACGUACUGCACGGUGGGAGAUUUUGCAAUUAAAGAGGAGGAAGUUAAGGCUGGCAAAGAGAAGGCCUUAGGAAUGUACAAGGCAGUGGAGGCCUACCUGGUCCAAAAUCCUGAUGUCUAUGCUUAG
Molecule: messenger RNA, 552 nt
Organism: Coffea eugenioides
Lineage: Eukaryota; Viridiplantae; Streptophyta; Magnoliopsida; Gentianales; Rubiaceae
Product: major allergen Pru av 1-like
Exons: 3
Coding region: 1-552 (183 amino acids)
Biological process (GO): abscisic acid-activated signaling pathway; defense response
Cellular component (GO): cytoplasm; nucleus
Molecular function (GO): abscisic acid binding; protein phosphatase inhibitor activity; signaling receptor activity
Source: RefSeq, a predicted model, not a curated record